ACAAUUUAUCAUAGAAUUAAAGUUUUAAUAGAUAUUUUAUAUUUCACAACUUUUAAGAAUAGAAAUCAUCAUUAGGGUUAAGUAUUUCUCAAUGUAAAGGAGAGGUACUUACAAAGGGGAUUAGAAUGGUUUUGACCACCUCGACUCCGAAUGAAAUCAAUUUUCGAUCGUUGAGAAAAAGAAAACGAAAUAAUUCGUUAUACAGUUCAUUUUUCAAUGACAACAGAGUUUUACAAGCUGUAGACGAAGUUACAGAACACGACAACAAGGAGAACAAGAAUGUAUUAACAGAUUGUACUACAAACGAUGGACCAAACCGUGAAUGCAAUUUUAAUAAUAAUACCGAAUCUUUGAUUAACGAUGACGUCAAGGUGAAAGAAGAGGAUUUAACAAUACAGAAUACAGAAAUUAAAUCUGAUUGCAAUGAUGAUGGUCAUCGUUCACGAAUCACUGUUUGUAAAAUAGAAGACUUACGUGCAGAUCCUACAAGACAUAAUGAAGAAAGUGUAGAAAUUACAGACGUUAAGACAGAGAAUAAUCCACAGAUUUCUACUCCUAGUAAUUUAGAUACAAAUUUAGAGAACUGGCUAUCAGAGGAUAUCAAAACUGAGAACGAGGAACAUCAAAUGGACAAACGUCCUAACUCCAAUGAUGAUACACCUAGUAAACAAAAAAGAAGGAGACUCAGCAGUGAUAUUAGUAAUUAUGAUCAAUUGUCCGAAAGGCUUAAAACAGAGUUGUGUAAUAACGAAUUUGAACAUAUAGAUAUGUUACACGACUUGAGUUCUGUGAUUAACUUUGGGGAAAGUAAAUUAGAUGCAGACAAUUUUUGUUCGACGACUAACAAUGCUAUGGAAACUGAAGAGGACACGGUAAAGACUGUAGAACCAGAAGUGGAUCCUCUCUUAAUUCACGAAAACGAAACUAUCGAUAGUGUAAAAGUUCAAGAAAUAAAUUCGGAGGAUACUAAAAAUGUUGAUAACGAUGACACAGAAAUGAAUGAUUACAUAAAAGAGAUCUUAGGGGAAUUAGAUAUUGAAUUAUCGGAAGAAGAAGAAGCGGAAAAUGAAGAGCCACAAGAAGAAGAACAUUGGGAAGAGAAUAAAAUAGAGGAAUCAGAUGAAUCGUGUUCAGACGAAUUAUCUGAAAAUGCAUUGAAGGAGUUAUAUAAUAUAAAAAUAAAAUUGAUGCACGAAGUGCCACCGCAGCAUAAAGUUGAACACACAGCUGGUACGAAGUCUUUAACAAAAAGUCAGAAGAAACUAUUUUUGAGGCAUGGACCGAUGAAAACCGGCCAAUACACGCCGAAGGAAGACAAGAUUAUUAUAAAGAACUGGCAUACAUUUUGCGAGACGCACAACUGGAAUCCGAAAUGUACAAAACCGUUUACCAAGAUGAAAUAUGGUACUAAAUUUUAUAUAAAAAGCCAGAAAGAGAGGCGGAAGUUCAUUCAAUUUUUAGCAAACGGAUUACCAUGGAGAACUUUGCAAAGCAUUUACCGUAGAUUUAGACAUUUACACGCGGGCUAUAAUCCAAAAUCCAGGUAUUCCACGGCUGAUGAUGAAAAAAUUUUAAAUUAUGUAAAGAAAACUAGCAGACACGAUGUAUUCGUCAGAUUGAGUUCGAUUCUGCAUCGUCCAAAAGACGCGAUUUGCAAACGCUAUCGACGUAUUAAACAAAACCUAAAGAAUAAAAAAUCGACGAAGUCUGAAGUCAAAUGGACGUUGCAGUCCAUUGGUAAAUUUAUCAACACUUUUAUGGAUGUGACGUUAAACGAAAGCGUUGAAGAUUUAAAAGACGCUAGUAUCCCAUUGUCAGUUUGGCGGAAGCUAGAGAAGAAACUUAACAUAGACAGCAAUGCGUUACAUCACUUUUGGAUGAAUCAAUUGCACAUGCAAUUGUUUUCUCCAGAACCUAUUUAUUUAAAUGAUAUAAGGAUAAAACUAAUUGAGUACGUAUAUGGGAAAGGAAUUUCGAGCACCAGAGAAAUAGUAUGGUCGAACGUUGCUAAGUAUUUCGAUGGGGUCACUACUUUUUUCUUAUGUAGGACAUUUCUUUAUCUCGUACGAGACGCAAUUUUUAAAUUACAUACAAAACAUUUUCCUGAUAUCAUAGAAUACUUAUAUAAUAAAAAAAUAAAGCUCAUAAUGAGCGAGGAAACUGACAAAUUCCUUCCAAGGCUCAUUUAUCGUAAGGGGAAAGUCAAAAUAAAAGACGAAGACCCAUGAUAAACGAACGAUGAAAUUAGCAGUU
This is a messenger RNA of Ceratina calcarata, 2253 nucleotides long. RefSeq names its product transcription termination factor 1. The record is from RefSeq and is a predicted model, not a curated record. Gene Ontology annotation, cellular component: nucleolus. Gene Ontology annotation, biological process: termination of RNA polymerase I transcription. Bases 126 to 2228 code for a protein of 700 amino acids. Gene Ontology annotation, molecular function: chromatin binding. The transcript has 7 exons. NCBI's taxonomy places the organism in Eukaryota, Metazoa, Arthropoda, Insecta, Hymenoptera, Apidae.